Molecule: messenger RNA, 1085 nt
Organism: Manis javanica (Malayan pangolin)
Lineage: Eukaryota; Metazoa; Chordata; Mammalia; Pholidota; Manidae
Source: RefSeq, a predicted model, not a curated record
AUGCGAAGGGGCCGGGUCCUUGCCCGCGCUCCCGCCCCUGCUGCGCCCCGCGCUGGCCCUGGAAGGUCAGGCGCAGAGCCAGACAGCGCGUCUGACCCGACGCCCGGCCUCCUGCUGCCCGCACUGCUCCCGCCUCCCCUCACCCCCCACCGAGGAACUCCCCCCCUCUGUCCUCUGGGUGAUCCGCAGGCGACACCCCUUCCGCGCUCGGCCGCACUGUGGCUCGGGCGCAAUGCUCCCGUUCGCUUCCCCGGGCCGGCGGCCAGCUUGGUGAGGGCUCGGCCUGGCUGGUCCGCCCCAGGACCCCAGGGAGAGAGGCGGGCCGCUGCCGCUGGAAAGGACGUUGCUGACGACGCCCGGUCGCUCCCGAGGACCCCUCCCGGGAGCUGCAGGAGCGCCGCGCUGUUCCUCAGGGGUGCAGGGGCCCAGGCUAGGCCGCUGUCUGCAGCCGGGCUUGGGCGGGGACACAAGUGGGACCGCACGGCCCCAAUUCCUCGACGGCCAAUUGGGGGCGCCAGAGAGCAGAAGACUCGUGCCGGGGCGAGGGCAGAAGUAGGCAGGAAGCAAACAGAAGAUGUCUCUUCAUCCUCUCCAGCCCUGCAGUCUUCCCUCCUAAGCCAGAUGGGGCUUCUGCUGAUCCGCAAGUGAUUCCUGCGUGCGUAUCACUUUGAGAAGCGCUGGCAGGGGAAUUUUUGCAACUGGGAGACUAGAAGACGUGAGCUGGAAAGCUAGGAGGUGGUGAUCGCGGAGGGUGGGUGGCUUGCAUUUCCAACUGUGGAGAGGCCAAACCGGAGCGUGUGCCUGACUGCGGCCGGGAGGCCUGGCGCGGGGACAGCCCAGCGCACCAGCUUCAGGCUGGGCACGGUAAGAAGGAAGUCGUCAAACGGGCACUGGGACCCCAGGGCCAGAGCCUCACCUCCCCAAGCUAGUGGGUUCGACUCCCAUCCCACCAGCUGGUAACUUAAGGUUUAGUGGAUUUCCUUAUUUCUUUCCAGGACUUUCAAAUGUAGAGCGAUCCCCGUCAUUUCUCUUUGGGCUCGUCCAGUCGGCCCCCAUCUCUCGCAGUGGGACAUGCCGCCCGGCCC